Messenger RNA from Rotaria sordida, 420 nucleotides. The record is from the annotation of a GenBank genome assembly. NCBI's taxonomy places the organism in Eukaryota, Metazoa, Rotifera, Eurotatoria, Philodinida, Philodinidae.
AUGCCUCAACUGCAAACAUUUAUCUUUUAUAUUAGUACAGAAAUUAAAGUUUGUAAUUUAUCUCAUCGUAAAUCGUAUGAUGAUAUCCAACAAACAUUUAAAAAUAUAAAAUAUGGACCAACUGGUUGCAUCAUAGAUCAUUCUGGCACUAUUCCAGGCCGAUGUCAUAUUUAUUCUCUUCCAUUUAUAUUUACUCGUUUGGAAAAGAUCUCACAUCAAUUUUCAACUAUUGUACUUAAUACUGUAACACAUUUAUAUGUCUGCGAUCGAAUUCCAAUGCAACAUGAAUUCUUCAUGCGAAUGAGUCAAUCUUUUCCUUUUCUUAAACAUUUCUCUAUAGGAAAUGAAAUGCUACAAUCGUCGAAACACGAUGAAUGGAAAUCAGAUGAAAAUCCAUUUUGUUCUAUUAUUGAAUAUUAA